Molecule: messenger RNA, 1157 nt
Organism: Syzygium oleosum
Lineage: Eukaryota; Viridiplantae; Streptophyta; Magnoliopsida; Myrtales; Myrtaceae
Product: agamous-like MADS-box protein MADS1
Exons: 9
Coding region: 43-918 (291 amino acids)
Biological process (GO): positive regulation of transcription by RNA polymerase II
Cellular component (GO): nucleus
Molecular function (GO): protein dimerization activity; DNA-binding transcription factor activity, RNA polymerase II-specific; RNA polymerase II cis-regulatory region sequence-specific DNA binding
Source: RefSeq, a predicted model, not a curated record
GAUUUUGUCUCAACUUCAUUAUACCCUCUUCUUUUUUCUUGAAUGCUCUCUCUCUCUCUCUCUCUCUCUCUCUCUCUCUCUCUCUCUCUCUCAAUGUUUGGCUCAAGAACACACCAAAGAAGAGAGAACCAAGUUAAGCUGUCUUUUUGCAGCGGUAUGGAGUUCCCGAGUGAAUUUUCGGAGGCCUCUUCACAGAAGAGAAUCGGGGGGAGAGGGAAGAUAGAGAUCAAGCGGAUCGAGAACGCGACGAACAGGCAGGUCACCUUUUGUAAACGCCGGAACGGAUUGUUGAAGAAGGCUUACGAGCUAUCGGUGCUGUGCGACGCUGAAGUUGCGCUUAUUGUCUUCUCGAGCCGCGGCCGGCUCUAUGAAUAUGCCAACAACAGUGUCAGAGGAACAAUUGAGAGGUACAAGAAAACAAGCAGCGAUUCCUCACAGCCACAGUCUGUUUCUGAAGUGAACACACAGUUUUACCAGCAAGAAGCAUCUAAGCUUCGGAGACAAAUAAGAGAAAUCCAGAUCUCAAAUAGGCAUAUUCUAGGUGAGGGUAUAAGUGAUUUGAGCUCCAAGGAUCUCAAGAAUCUCGAGAACAAAUUAGAGAAAUCAAUCAGCCGAGUUAGAUCGAAGAAGAAUGAGAUGCUUUUUGCCGAGAUCGAGUACAUGCAGAAGAGGGAAAUUGAGCUGCAAAAUGAUAACAUGUAUCUGAGAGCAAAGAUAGCUGAGAAUGAGAGGGCACAACAUCAGCAGCAGCAGCAGCAAGGAAGUGAUCAUCACUUCAACAUGGCGGGAUCGUCGUCGGUGUACGAGCCGCUACCAUCUCAGCCUGCAUACGAUCGCAACUUCCUGCCGGUCAACGUCCUGGAUCCAAAUCACCAACCUUAUUCUCGAUCCAACCACACUGCCCUCCAACUCGUCUAAUUUAAGCUCAGUUAAUACGUAGCACUGGCAACUGGACGUAUUGGCACUUUAGAUUAUGCUUUCUAAUAUGCUAGAGUUAGUUGAAAGAGGAAUUAAUGAAAUGGGGAGAGACUCACAUGACGAGCUUCGCCUAAACAAAGGAAGUACUCUCUGAAAUUUCUCUUCAUCACUCUUCAAACUCUAUUGAUGAAUCUUGUGUUGUACAAGGGUUAUUGCAAUGUUUAUAUAUUACUUAAGAU